This is a messenger RNA of Magnolia sinica, 2249 nucleotides long. Its product is annotated as mitogen-activated protein kinase kinase kinase NPK1-like. The transcript is spliced from 17 exons. The coding region runs from base 97 to 2097 and encodes 666 amino acids. Gene Ontology annotation, molecular function: protein kinase activity; ATP binding. The record is from RefSeq and is a predicted model, not a curated record. Lineage: Eukaryota; Viridiplantae; Streptophyta; Magnoliopsida; Magnoliales; Magnoliaceae. Gene Ontology annotation, biological process: protein phosphorylation.
AAUCUCCCAUUUUCACGAUCAGAACGUCCAAACAGCCCUCAGGAGAAGAAGGAGAAGAAGAAGAAUUUUAGAAUUUCAGUAGGAGAGAGGAAGCAAAUGCACGGGAUCAUGGACUCCCUGCGUCGAUCUCUGGUCUUCACUGUCUCUGGAGGAGCAGACGAAGGCAGUGGCAGCGGCGGCCUUGUUGACAAGAUCAUCAAGAAAUCUAGGGCUGGAUUCGUCCCAAAAACCCAAAAGGAAAAUAAUACCCCACCUAUCCGAUGGCGGAAGGGCGAGCUCAUUGGCUGCGGUGCCUUCGGCCGUGUCUACAUGGGCAUGAAUCUUGACUGCGGCGAACUUCUCGCUGUCAAGCAGGUUUUGAUUGCAAAUAAUGCAUCCAAGGAGAAAGCCCAAGAUCAUAUUCAGGAACUUGAAGAAGAAGUUAAGCUUCUCAAGAAUCUCUCCCACCCGAACAUUGUGAGGUAUUUGGGAACUGCUAGGGAGGAAGACACGCUGAAUAUUCUAUUGGAAUUUGUUCCUGGCGGAUCCAUCUCAUCGUUGCUUGGAAAGUUUGGCUCCUUCCCUGAGCCUGUUGUAAGAAUGUACACGAAGCAGCUUUUGCAAGGACUAGAAUAUCUCCAUAUGAAUGGAAUUAUGCACCGUGACAUUAAGGGGGCAAAUAUUCUUGUCGACAAUAAAGGGUGCAUAAAGCUUGCUGAUUUCGGUGCUUCAAAACAAGUUGCUGAACUGGCGACUAUCUCUGGUGCAAAAUCAAUGAAGGGCACUCCAUAUUGGAUGGCUCCCGAAGUCAUUCUCCAGACUGGGCACAGCUUCUCUGCUGACAUAUGGAGUGUUGGAUGUACUGUUAUCGAGAUGGCUACAGGAAAACCUCCCUGGAGCCAGCAGUACAAAGAGGUUGCUGCUUUAUUCUAUAUUGGGACAACAAAGUCACAUCCACCCAUCCCUGAGCAUCUCUCGUUGGAGGCUAAGGAUUUUCUUUUGAAAUGUUUACAAGAUGAACCAAGCUUGAGGCCAUCUGCUUCCGAAUUACUACAGCAUCCCUUUGUGACUGGAGAAUAUAAGGAUCCUCAUCCAAUAUUUCGCUCCUCUUCUCUGGAACAUUCUGCACAUAAAUUGCCAUCUUCUGGAUCAGAAUUGGAGAACCUCCCAAAACCAUUGACCAGUUCUAUGACAAACUGCGAGGCCUUGAAUGGCAUUUGUGACAACAGUGCUGUAUACCAAGAGAAAUUUCCAAGUGUACCGCCGAUUUGGGAGACAAGUGGCAGUGAAGACAUGUGCCAGGUUGACGAUGACUUCAGUGUGGGUGGUUCAGUAAGACCAGCUUCUGCAUUGAUGUUUGACCCAUUUAAGAGUUUCAAUCCUAUGUCUGAACCUAUUGAUGAUUCACCAUGUGAGUUUGAUGGAAUUCUGGAACAAAGAAGAAUAGACUUGGAGGGCUCGAGUGAAUUGGUUAAUGGUACUGAUAGCAGCUUUGGAGCAUCUGGAAAGUUAGAGAAUGAUUUCACAUUUCCCUCUGGACCACCAGUAUCUGAGGACGACGAUGAAGUCACCGAGUCAAAAAUUAGAGCUUUCCUGGAUGAGAAGGCUCUAGAUCUGAAGAAGUUGCAGACUCCACUGUAUGAGUUCUACAACACUUUGAAUGUGGCCAAUCCUUCGCCUUCGCCUGUCGCUGGGAAAGUUUAUGAUGAGACCAACCCAAAAAUUUUGAAGCUGCCCCCCAAAAGUAGGUCACCAGGCAGGGUGGCAAGUGGUCCAUCAACCCCACCCAUCAACGCUGUGAAUACUGCAAGCCCUGGGAGUGGUAGUAGGCGUGUCUCAAGCAGUGGUGGCGUGAACAAUCAAAGCACGAGAGAACUUCCGUCACCUCAGCGAAACGAAUGGAGAGAGCUUCUUGUUGAUUCUGAGCAAGAACCAAGUAGUCCAAGUGUGAGUUUUGCCGAAAGGCAAAAGAAGUGGAAAGAAGAGCUUGACCGAGAGCUCGAGAGAAAACGGGAGAUGAUGCGCCAGGCAGGUGUUGGUGGGAAGACAUCCUCUCCGAAAGAUAGAGCUUUAAGUCGGCAAAGAGAACGAUCGCAGUUUGCAUCCCCAGGCAAGUGAAGGCAUUUAUGGAGCCUGUAUGCUCAAUAGUUAACAAGUUACAUUUCUGGUUGAGGUGUUAAUGUAUGUAUCACAGUUUUUGGCGACUGUUAUAUAAUAAGAUAGUGGCCCCUCCGCCUUUAUAUCCAAUAAUAGCAAGCAAUUACCAUCAA